GCGUCGUCCCCACCCCACCUCAUCCACCAAACCUCCCCUUGACUCCGAGCGCCCCGGCCGGCCUUGCUCAUUUUAUAUCAUAAACACGCGCGCUAAUGCAUCGCCACCUUUCGCUUACGUUUCCUUUUGCUAUUCGAUCGUGGCGACAAGCCAUGCAUCUCAUCCAGACAUAUAAUCAUCUCCCAACAACGAGGAGGAGCUACAAGCUAGCUAAGCUACUGAGGCCUUGCUAAGCCCAGCUCAACUGCCUACAUAUACGCAGGUUAGGUAGGUACACCACCGCACACUGCGACUGUGAGCCUGUUGCGUUUAGAUACCUGGGGGGAGCCCAAGAUAGAGGAGGAGAACGAGCUACUGAGCUGGUGUAGAGGAUGACCACCAGCGCUUGCAACGCCACCGGCGCCGCCAAGGUCGUCAGCCUCAGGCUGCAGCACUACCUCGUCAUGGCCGGGGUGGCGGCCGCCGUCUUCGUCGCAUGCCUCAGGUACAUGCCGGCCGCCGCCGGAUACGGCUUGUCCUUGUCGGCGGCGUUGGCUUCCGGGGGCGGCGCGGCAACGCCGACGGAGCCUGGUGGCACCGUCGUCUCUGCAGCCCACGCGGACGGCGAAGGUGGCGGCCGGCCUCCGGCGCAGCCGUCGGUGGUUAUCUUCAACUUCGGGGACUCCAACUCCGACACGGGCGGCAUGGCGGCGGUGAACGGGAUGAACAUCGUGCUGCCGGAGGGCCGCUCCUUCUUCCGCCGCUCCACCGGCAGGAUCUCCGACGGCCGCCUCGUCAUCGACUUCAUCUGCGAGAGCCUGCACACGCCUUACCUGAGCCCGUACCUGAAGGCGCUGGGCGCGGAUUUCAGCAACGGCGUCAACUUCGCCAUCGGCGGCUCCACGGCGACCCCGGGUGGAUCUCCCUUCUCGCUUGACGUGCAGUUCCAUCAGUUCCUCUACUUCAGGGCGCGAUCCAUGGAACUCAUCAACCUAGGUCAGAGGCCCCCAAUCGAUCGCGAAGGAUUCAGAAAGGCCAUUUACACCAUCGACAUCGGGCAAAAUGAUCUGUCUGCUUAUAUGCACCUGCCGUAUGAUCAAGUGCUCGCGAAAAUCCCUGGUGUAGUUGCUCAAAUCAAGUACACUAUCGAGGCUCUGUAUUCGCACGGCGCGCGGAAGUUCUGGAUCCAUGGGAUGGGCGCGCUGGGCUGCCUGCCGCAGAAGCUCGCCAUCCCGCGGGACGACGACUCCGACCUCGACGCCAACGGCUGCCUCAAGACGUACAACGCCGCCGCCAAGCGCUUCAACGAGCUGCUCGGCGACACGUUGGGCCAGCUCCGGCGGCGGAUGGUGGACGCCACGCUCGUCUUCGUCGACAUGUUCGCCAUCAAGUACGACCUGGUGGCCAACCACACCAUGCACGGGAUCGAGCGGCCUCUGAUGGCGUGCUGCGGCUACGGCGGCCCGCCGUACAACUACGACCACUUCAAGGCGUGCAUGUCGGCGGAGAUGCAGCUGUGCGACGUCGGCGCGCGGUUCGUCAGCUGGGACGGCGUGCACCUCACGGAGGCCGCCAACGCCAUCGUCGCCGCCAAGGUGCUCACCGGCGACUACUCCACGCCCAGGGUCACCAUCGCCAGCCUCGUCAACUCCACGCAGGCCCACGACGGCUAGCAACUGGUGCAUUCAUGUACGGCUCGAUCGAUUCCUCACUGGUUCAGUUAAUUUGUUUAUGCUCAAGACGACAGUGAGAAUCAAAUGUGGCCGAGCUGCAGCGAAUUCGUGAAGAGCUGGCUCACUCGAUCAAUUCCUCAUCAGGAGUUCAAAGGAGCAAUAGUUAGCGUGUGACAUGAUUGAUUAUUGACUAGCAAAAGAAAGGCGUGCAGGCCCAAUGCAACCAAGUGGUUUUGUGGGGUUGGGGCGUUACAUACAUCAAACACAUAGCAUGCAUGCAUAUGUGUAAGCUGUACAAUCUUUUGUGCGAUUCACGUGAUUAAGAAACUGAUGGAGUGCAUGUUUAGCAUUUUACCCCUGUA
This is a messenger RNA of Phragmites australis (common reed), 2014 nucleotides long. Its product is annotated as GDSL esterase/lipase At1g09390-like. Lineage: Eukaryota; Viridiplantae; Streptophyta; Magnoliopsida; Poales; Poaceae. Gene Ontology annotation, molecular function: hydrolase activity, acting on ester bonds. The transcript has 5 exons. The record is from RefSeq and is a predicted model, not a curated record. The coding region runs from base 372 to 1652 and encodes 426 amino acids.